AUGGAGACUGCGAAUGGUACGACAACGGAGCAGAAUGGCUCGACACAAAAUGAGAAUGGAGAGUACAAGCUCAGAUUCUGCACUGUUUGCGCAAGCAACAACAACAGAUCCAUGGAAGCUCAUCUCCGACUCUCGCAAGCCAAUUACCCUGUAAUCUCCUUUGGCACCGGCUCUCUCGUCCGGCUACCGGGCCCGACAAUCACCCAGCCAAACGUGUAUCAGUUCAACAAGACAUCGUACGAUAGCAUGUACAAAGAAUUAGAGGCGAAAGACUCUAGACUGUAUCGGAACAAUGGUAUUCUGAACAUGCUAGGAAGAAAUAGAGGCGUUAAAUGGGGGCCCGAACGUUGGCAAGAUUGGCCCGUUGGGGUCCCAAGGCUGCAACACUCCAGUGACAAGGGCAGCGAGGGCGUGGAAGGCGGUGUCGUGGACGUAGUCUUCACCUGUGAAGAGCGGUGCUGGGAUGCCGUCAUUGACGACCUCCUCAACCGUGGCUCUCCGUUAAAUCGCCCGGUACAUGUGAUCAACAUUGACAUCAAAGAUAACCACGAGGAGGCUGCCGUUGGUGGGCAAGGCAUUCUCGAUCUUGCCAAUUCUCUCAAUGCCGCCGCCGAAGAGGAGCGAGGCGCGAUAGGCUCGGCGGCUUUUGACAGCGGGAGUGCGUCUGCCCGAGCGAGUUUUGACGAGCGAGUUCCAGAGAUUAUUGGCGCCUGGCAAGAACGUUGGCCUAAUCUACCAUCAACCUGGACUCUGGCGUGGUUUUAA
Molecule: messenger RNA, 765 nt
Organism: Trichoderma gamsii
Lineage: Eukaryota; Fungi; Ascomycota; Sordariomycetes; Hypocreales; Hypocreaceae
Exons: 2
Coding region: 1-765 (254 amino acids)
Biological process (GO): termination of RNA polymerase II transcription
Cellular component (GO): mRNA cleavage and polyadenylation specificity factor complex; nucleus
Molecular function (GO): RNA polymerase II CTD heptapeptide repeat phosphatase activity
Source: RefSeq, a predicted model, not a curated record